AUGCCGAUCGAUAUCAACCGCCUCCGCCCUGAGCGUGGCGGCGACCCGGACGCCGUGCGUGCCGAACAGAAGAAGCGCUCGCUGGACGUUGACAUCGUGAACAAAGUGAUCGAGCUGGAUGAGCAGUGGCGUAAGAAGCAGGGCGAAGUGGAGACCAUCAGCAUGAAGAUGAACGCUUUGCAGCAGGAGAUCAAGAAGCUCAGUAAAGCCAAGGAGGACUUCAAGGCGCUCAGCGAUGAGCGUAAGGAGCUGGCUGCUUCUCUUCCCGAGAAGAAGAAGGAGGCUGACGCUCUCAAGGAGCUCGUGGACAAGGAGCUACCCAAGAUAGGUAACACCGUGGACCCCACGGUUCCUAUCUCGAACAACGAGGACGACAACGUGGUUGUCAAGACGUGGGGUUCUCCCAUUCAGAAGGACGGACUGCACUUCCACCAUGAGGUGCUGCACCGUAUCGACGGCUACGAGCCUGAGCGUGGCGUGCAGGUCGCUGGCCACCGCGCCUACUUCCUCACUGGCUACGGUUUCCUGCUUGAGCAGGCGCUUAUGGCUUACGCUACGGCCUUUCUGAUGAAGGCCCAGUACAAGAUGCUGAAGCCUCCUUUCUUCAUGAACAAGGAAGGCAUGGCCGCUGUCGCACAGCUUGACGACUUCGACGAGCAGCUGUACAAGGUCAUCGGAGAGGACGAAAAGUACCUCAUUGCCACGUCCGAGCAGCCUAUUUGCGGCUACCACAAGGGCGAGUGGAUCACGGAGAGCUCGCUGCCUUUGCGUUACGGUGGCUUCUCCACCUGCUUCCGUAAGGAGGCUGGCUCGCACGGCAAGGACACGUGGGGUAUCUUCCGUGUGCACCAGUUCGAUAAGAUGGAGCAGUUCUGCAUCACGGACCCGGAGAGCUCGGCUGCGAUGCACGAGGAGAUGCUGCGUCACGCUGAGGAGUUCUAUCAGUCGCUGAACUUGCCGUACCGUGUGGUGAACAUUGUGUCGGGUGAGCUGAACAACGCCGCUGUCAAGAAGUACGACCUGGAGGCGUGGUUCCCUGCCUACAAGGAGUACCGCGAGCUCGUGUCGGCCUCCAACUGCACAGACUUCCAGUCGCGUGCGAUGGAGAUCCGUUGUGGCGUCAAGAAGGAGAACCAGCGCGAGAAGAAGUACGUGCACAUGCUCAACUCGACGCUCUGCGCGUCUACGCGUACGGUCUGCUGUAUUCUUGAGAACUUCCAGGACGAGAACGGCGUUAAGGUCCCGGAGGUGCUAGUGCCCUUCAUGGGUGGUGCCACGUACCUGCCUUUCACUCGCGAAGUCAAGGUAAACUUGCAGGCGACUAAGAUGCAGAAGGCUGCCAAGAAGAAAGGAAGCAAGCAGUAA
Messenger RNA from Phytophthora infestans T30-4, 1365 nucleotides. Its product is annotated as seryl-tRNA synthetase. Gene Ontology annotation, biological process: seryl-tRNA aminoacylation. NCBI's taxonomy places the organism in Eukaryota, Oomycota, Peronosporomycetes, Peronosporales, Peronosporaceae. The record is from RefSeq and is a predicted model, not a curated record. The coding region runs from base 1 to 1365 and encodes 454 amino acids. Gene Ontology annotation, molecular function: serine-tRNA ligase activity; tRNA binding; ATP binding. The transcript has a single exon. Gene Ontology annotation, cellular component: cytosol.